This is a messenger RNA of Adineta ricciae, 1227 nucleotides long. Lineage: Eukaryota; Metazoa; Rotifera; Eurotatoria; Adinetida; Adinetidae. The record is from the annotation of a GenBank genome assembly.
AUGAAUCAAAUAAUUGGUUCUGAUUAUCAACCUAUCAUGGCGAAAGAAGAGGACAAAAAAAUCCAAAUGAAUGAGAUAUUUCGCACACGACCAGGAAGAAAGCGAAAAACGAAAGAAGGCGACAAGUGUCUUGUUUGUGGAGAUUCAGCUAUUGGUCUGAACUUUGGCGUUCAAACGUGCUCACCUUGCAAAGCUUUUUUUCGACGCAAUGCUGUCAAACUCGGCACAAUUGAAUUUCAAUGUCGAGAUGAUGGCGACUGUCCAGUGACGAGUGAUACCCGUCGGCAAUGUAAUUGUUGUCGACUAGCUAAAUGUUUUCGAGUUGGAAUGGAUCGCAAAGCAAUUCGUACAGAUGACCAACGACGUGAAAGAUUAAUAUUAAUCGAAUCCAAUCGACAAAAACGAUUAGAGCACAAUAUCGUUAACAAAUCAUUAGCAAUUCCAAAUAAACCAUUGAUUCGUCCGAUUAAUUUAUUACUUCAAUCAAAAGAGGAUGUUUAUUUAUCCGCAGAUAGUUAUCACCUGUUGACAAAUAUUUUCCACGGAUAUAAUAAAAUUUGUACAUCUACACCAAAAGAACAAUUAACCAUGCCAGUUAAUGAAUCGUUAACAGUACGUGCAUUUCUCAAUGCAUCGUCGAGUAUCUACAUAUCUUUCAUAUCAUUUCUUCAAUUAUUACCGGAAUUCCGUUCGAUACCAAUUGAUGGCAAGUUUUCGCUCGUGAAAUCCAAUUUUAAACAUGUUUUAUUCAAACAUUGCGCUUAUUUAAUACAGACAGUUACUCCUGAUCUUCAUCAAGACUCUCCUGUAUGCAUACACUUAUUUCCCAAAGAGUUAUACGAAAGUUUCUGUGAGCGAAGUUUCGCACUCACACCCUUCGUGCACGAUCCAAUCCUAAUGAAAUUAUCCUUAAUUAUUCUGACGUUUUCUACUUAUUUGAGUGUGUCAUAUGAAUGUCAACCGACUACACACACAAAAGCAAACAUCAUAAAAACGAUCUUGCACGCUCAAAAUAUCUAUGUGGAAUUGUUAUGGCGUUAUAUUCUCACUCGUUGUUCGAAUUUUCAAAAAUCUGUACACUUGAUAACUUCAUUGAUUAGUCGAGUACUACAUUCACAAAUAAGUCAAAGUAUGGCGGAAGAUUUCAUUCGUACAAGUGUUGUUCAACAGCAAGAGCAAGAAUUAGCACCAAUUAUAAAAUCAAUUUGGAUACCUGAUGCUCGGUAA